UAGCUUUGCCCAGUCAACUCAAAACCGUGCUCAAACUGACGGCCGAAACUUAGUUUACCGCGUUAACGAGUUACCACUUGCCUUUUAUGAACACAUCUACGAUUUCGGCCAUCUGUGCGAAGAAGCUGAGAACACUUACAUUGAUGGAAUUUGUCAGCAUGGACUGUCAAAAACACUUUUCAGUGAUUCCAAUGUCAGAUGGUUCACCGACAUAAUUCAAAAAUGUCAUCGAGUGGCCAGAGCGUUGAGUGUAGACCAGGAAUCAGCCGUAUCCCUCCGCGAUACUGCUCGAGCUGUUCAACUUUUCUACUGGUUCUGUUCAUCGCCAGCCAGCCAAAUGUUAACUGAAGGAAAUAAGCAAAAAGCAGCCGAUUUGUCCAUCUAUUUAGUCUAUGCAUUUCGAUUCCGGGAACGUGAGAUUUUCUUGGAGAACGUUUUUGGAAACAAUCAAUCCGCAUCUAAUAGCAUGACUAAUGUUUCCAUAGUUAUCACCAAAAUGCUAUACGAAAAAGCACACGGGGCUUCUAUUGGUUCGGGUGCCAUCGCCUUGAACGACGCACUUUGUGAGAAUCUUUUCGCAUUGUACGUUUGCGUCCUAAACGGAAUCUUCUUAAUUAUUGUCGGACGACCUGGAUCGUCCAAAUCCUUAUCUGUUGAAAUCCUAAAAUUGGUGCUUUCCCCUGGAAAUUUCGCGCUCCGACAGGAGUUAGGAGACUUGCCAGCAUUGAGAGAACUUUAUUUCCAAUGCUCUCCGAUGUCGACUUCCUCUGGAUUCAAAGCCCUUUUUGAAUCGGCACAAUGACUUAGUGUUGACCCGAAGACGAUG
Messenger RNA from Daphnia pulicaria, 826 nucleotides. RefSeq names its product E3 ubiquitin-protein ligase RNF213-like. Gene Ontology annotation, molecular function: ubiquitin-protein transferase activity; ATP hydrolysis activity. The record is from RefSeq and is a predicted model, not a curated record. Bases 338 to 802 code for a protein of 154 amino acids. Lineage: Eukaryota; Metazoa; Arthropoda; Branchiopoda; Diplostraca; Daphniidae. The transcript has 2 exons.